AAACUGACGGCUGAGACAAUAGUGCCACGCUCCUUUGAAGAUCGGCAAUUCCCAUACCAGCAAUCCCCAAGCCCCUCUUUGCAUCUACCAGUGCCCAGGCAUUAAGUACCCACAUCGUCAUUUGCUUCCCUGCCUUCUCUUUUUUUUCUAGCAUAAAAUGGGCUCUCCUCCGCCAAAUGCAUACCGGCCUGGGACUCAGAUAACUGUAGGGUCCCACAAGGUGGCAAUACAGAAGUAUAUCUCUGAAGGUGGCUUUGCACACGUCUAUUUGGUAGACAUCUCGCCGCCAUACGGCGGUUCGUCGGUUGCGUGCUUGAAACGUGUCGCGGUGCCGGACAAACCAACGUUAAACAUUCUCCGUGCAGAGGUGGACGCGAUGAAGCGGUUGAAGGGCCACCGCCACAUUGUUCUGUACAUCGACUCACAUGCGGCACGUAUGCCCGGUAGCACAUCGAACGUGCAUGGGUACGAGGUGUUUCUUCUCAUGGAAUACUGCUCGCGCAAUGGGUUGAUCGACUUUAUGAACACGCGCUUAACGCAUAAGCUCACAGAGCCAGAGAUUCUCAUGAUCAUGGCGGAGAUCACAGAAGGGGUGGCCAACUGCCACGCGCUUCAACCGCCGUUGAUCCACCGCGACAUCAAGAUCGAAAAUGUGUUGGUCAACGGUGACGGCCGCUACAAGCUUUGCGACUUCGGCUCCGCUGCGCCCGCGUUGCGCCCUCCAAAGAACGUGGAAGAAUUCCAGGUGCUCCAGGAUGACAUCAUGCGCCACACCACGGCGCAGUACCGCAGUCCCGAGAUGGUUGACUUGUACCGCGGCUUUCCCAUCGACGAGAAGGCAGACAUCUGGGCCUUGGGCGUGUUUUUAUACAAAUUGUGUUACUACACAACACCGUUCGAGACCUCCGGGGAGCGCGCCAUCCUCCACGCGCGCUUCCAGUUCCCACAUCAACCACAGUUUUCGGAUAGAUUGAAGAACGUGAUAUCGGCGUGUCUCCGCGAAGACCCUAGAAAGAGACCCAACGCGUACCAGUUGCUCGAAGAGGUGUGCAAGAUGCGCGGUUUGGGUGUUCCUAUCCGGGAUUACACCCAGGUGCAGGUACCACCAAAGCCUCGGACCAAUGCUAGUGCCCCUGAUUUAACCCGCCCCGCCACCCCGCCAAAGUCAGCCAAGGUGGUGCCAAAGCCCAAGCCCGACUUCCUGGGCCUCAAGGCAUCCGCAAAGGUGAAGCUCCAGGACAUCCAGAUGGUUAGCCACGAUUUAUCCUCAGACAGCUCCGGCUCAUCCCUUGGAUCGUUAUCGCCACAUCACAAAGACGCGGCCCGCGAAUCGCUGCGCGUAGAGCAGCUUUCACGGUCGUUCAAGCAUGUUUCGUUGUCAACACCGUCAUCCAGCACCAACCUAAAGGACAUCUCUAUAAAGUCCAAGAACAUCUCUGGCUUUUCCAAACCUAAGGAAACCUCCAGUUUAGGCAAAUCGGAAAAGUUGAAAUACGACGGUGGGGUAUCGCAGAGAAGUAAACCGAGCACGGAGCUGCUUUCGAGACUGCUCCCGCGAACCCGGGCAAGUGUGGAGCUGCAGCGGGCUCGGAACAGCCCUAGACCGGUGAGCAUGCACGGCGACCUCUCAGACUCGACGGAGGACCACAAGAGCUUGAAGGAGAUUAUCCACAAAUUGUCUAGCGACAGCGACACAUACAGGCCAGACGAGCAUAUUGACGACAACUUGGAGUUCCUCCGCACGUUGGAGAAGCAAGAUAGCGGCAGAUCAUGGCGGCUGCAGAAGACCGGUGAGUCUAUCAGACGGAUCUCCACCGGCAGUAAGAAUGGUUGGAAGCGAAGCAGCAUCUCCGGGAUCAAGUCGUUGCUCACGGGCGAUAAGAAGGGCAAAUCGCAGCCAUCCAGCCGCAACGUUAGCGUGGCCCAGGAGCCGGCGAGGAAGAGUUCCGAAACAGGUUAUCCGGCCCGACACAGCAUGGAUGCCUACCGCGAGAGUGAGGUGUCGGUAAAGCGAUCGUCGUCGAUCCAGAGAAGGGUCCAGGAGUUGUUGGGCCGGAAGUCCGAGCCAGCCGUCAAAACAGCUACAGGCUACGGUAAAUACACUGAACAAGAGAAGGUCAAGGGCCCAGCCGUGCAGAAGAAGAGCCCAGAGGGCACGUUCAAAGUGCCAGAUAAGGUGGCUGUCCCGGAGAAACGAGCCCUGAAGGUUAUAGCGAAGGUGUCAGUGAAGGUUUCGCCCCCUCACCCUGUACUGGCUGCUACCAAGAACUCACAACGGGUGAUUUUCCCUCAGAAGGCGGAGCCAUCUCUGGGAAAUAUGGUGCCAAAGUUGCCAACCAUUCUACGGACCUCGCCGACGCUUUCCAAGGUUUCUACGCCAACCCAGAUUACCACAGCGCAGAGUUUCGUCUCCAAGACCGCGAAGCCCAGCCCAUCCACCUCAAAGCUAGGCCCGCCGUCGAAGCCAAAGAAACCCGAGUAUUUGAAGUCGCCAGCGACGAAAAUUGGCAGGCCAGUAAAGGAGGAAGACGACAGCGAUUUUGACUCACUGUUCCCCGACAUCGACCUUCUUACCCAGAGCUUCAAGCAGCGGUACCCCAGUGCUGUAUAGGGUACAUAUAUAACCAGAUAUAAGACUUAACGAUGUCAUAUUUGCCCUGUAAGAUCGCCCGUAGAGGGUGGAAACUCUACGUGUAUACCAGAAAACGAGGGGGCUUGCUCUC
This is a messenger RNA of Babjeviella inositovora NRRL Y-12698, 2723 nucleotides long. Its product is annotated as Ark/Prk/Nak family serine/threonine-protein kinase. Gene Ontology annotation, molecular function: ATP binding; protein serine/threonine kinase activity. Gene Ontology annotation, biological process: peptidyl-threonine phosphorylation; actin cortical patch assembly; protein autophosphorylation. Bases 158 to 2611 code for a protein of 817 amino acids. The record is from RefSeq and is a predicted model, not a curated record. Gene Ontology annotation, cellular component: cytoplasm. The transcript has 2 exons. Lineage: Eukaryota; Fungi; Ascomycota; Pichiomycetes; Serinales.